Topomyia yanbarensis is the source of this 938-nucleotide messenger RNA. RefSeq lists its product as uncharacterized. Bases 20 to 799 code for a protein of 259 amino acids. The record is from RefSeq and is a predicted model, not a curated record. The transcript has a single exon. Gene Ontology annotation, molecular function: chitin binding. Gene Ontology annotation, cellular component: extracellular region. Lineage: Eukaryota; Metazoa; Arthropoda; Insecta; Diptera; Culicidae.
AUCUUCAUGUCUUCCCUAGAUGGUGCUUACAACUGUGAGUGGGAAUCGCAUUCUAUCCGUGACCAAGUUUCAAACCGGCACUUGCACUGAAGAAGGAAUCAUUUGUUUUGAUUGUAAAACUCCAGCCCAAUGCGUGUUUGUGAAUAACGGUUGGCGCCCAAUGCCGUUUGACGAUUGUGAUGCCGAUGAAGGAUAUUUCUGCAAUGUUCACGACGGUGGCUGUUCCCAGCGCGUGGGACCUUGCAACCCGGCUGGCCAAGAUGGUAAUUUUGUGUGCAACACGGUAGGGGUGUUUCCGGAUCCUUUCGAUUGCCAGAUAUACCACAUGUGUUAUCAAAACGGACAGAACUUGGUAGCUAUCAAUAUGGGCUGCGACAACACGGCCUUCUCUCCUGCUACUGGAGACUGCUCUUUACCACGGAAUGAUUCUAUUUGUGCUACCUUGCAAUGGAAUUGUACGCAAGCUGGAGAAAUGAAUGCAUGGCCAGGGAACAACAAUAUAUACUAUCUCUGCGUCGCUGGCGUUAGUAAUGGCAUCCGUGUGUAUUAUCCAGAGCUUUUCCGGUGUAAUGCGAACCAAGUGUUUAGCGGAGGACGCUGUGUGGACAGACAAACGGUUCCGUCGCUUCCUGAAGAUGACGAUUCAUACAUUUGCGAUUCUCCCGGCCUAUUUCCAGACAGCAAUAAUUGCCGGUUCUAUUAUUCCUGCGAUGGAAAUUUAAACUCACAGCAUCUCGAGUGUCCAGCGGGAACUUUUUUCAAACCAGAGACAGUGGAAUGUGUUACAGGAACAUGUUGAAAUAAAUUAAUUUGAUCAAGUUUUGUAUAUAAUGGUACAUUUUGUUCCAUGGUUCCGAGUGAUCUGCAUGCUGUAUAAGAUAGCUGCAAAAGUUCUUUAGUUUCAUUAUAAAAAUAUCAAAGUGCAACCAACAAUUAAU